AGAGAGACAGGAGUGGGCGAUGGGUUCCCGCUGUGCCAAGCUCAGCACUGGCCACGGCCCAGCCCAGAACACGGGUCACAGCCGUGGCCACGAGUCAUCCAUGAAGAAGCUCGUGGCCUGUGUGAGUCAAGACAACUUCUCCCUGUCAUCAGAGGGUGAGGAGGAGGAUGAGGAUGAGGAAGAGGAUGAUGAUGAUGAGGAUGAUGAUGAUGAGGAGGAGGAGGAGCAGAUCCCGGUGAAAGGCAAGCUGCUGUUGCUGGAGUCCGAAAAGCAAGAGAGUGCCGAGGAUGUCGAGGCCCAGCAAAGCUCCGAGCCCGAGCAGACGCACUCCUGACCCAUCACAAGGCCUGCCUGGAGAUGGGUGCCCAUUGGCACGCCAGAGGAAGAGGACAUUCAGAAAAGAAUAAAGAGUCUCCAUGGAA
This is a messenger RNA of Arvicanthis niloticus (Nile rat), 422 nucleotides long. RefSeq names its product protamine 3 (gene Prm3). Gene Ontology annotation, cellular component: cytoplasm. NCBI's taxonomy places the organism in Eukaryota, Metazoa, Chordata, Mammalia, Rodentia, Muridae. The record is from RefSeq and is a predicted model, not a curated record. Gene Ontology annotation, biological process: flagellated sperm motility.